AUGGCGGAGUCAAAGCGAACAUCUGAACCCAUCAACUUUGUGCAUCAGGAUGAAAUCUGGAAAGCACACGUUAACAUGGAGAAGGAUUCAGCUGAAAUCUGGCCCAACAAGUGGGGCUUCCUGACUGAGGUUUACAAAGAGUACAAGCUGGAGAAUGUGAAGCUGAAGACAAGCGUCCGAGUGGAGCCCCCCCCUCACCUGGUCCCACUGCCUGAGACCCCCCCAGAGAAAUCCAUCCAGGUUGGCCCCUCCCCUCCAGUCCCUCAGACAACUCAGGCUCUGAUUGGCUGGCGUUCAGGCCGCUCCCAUCUGCAACUGGAGAAGUACGGCCCGGUGCAUCAUGGGAGACGUAGUCUUCUGAAGGAGCUGGGCUGGCCUCUCGACGCUUGCUGA
Molecule: messenger RNA, 393 nt
Organism: Limanda limanda (common dab)
Lineage: Eukaryota; Metazoa; Chordata; Actinopteri; Pleuronectiformes; Pleuronectidae
Product: ciliary microtubule inner protein 1-like
Exons: 4
Coding region: 1-393 (130 amino acids)
Source: RefSeq, a predicted model, not a curated record